Molecule: messenger RNA, 4054 nt
Organism: Brienomyrus brachyistius
Lineage: Eukaryota; Metazoa; Chordata; Actinopteri; Osteoglossiformes; Mormyridae
Product: ETS-related transcription factor Elf-2-like
Exons: 9
Coding region: 1223-2938 (571 amino acids)
Biological process (GO): regulation of transcription by RNA polymerase II; cell differentiation
Cellular component (GO): nucleus
Molecular function (GO): sequence-specific DNA binding; DNA-binding transcription factor activity, RNA polymerase II-specific
Source: RefSeq, a predicted model, not a curated record
GAUCGGGUGCUCUUUGAUUUAGUCAUUGCCUUCUAGAACAAAUGCAUUAGUUAAAUCACAUUUUGGAUUGUGGCUGGCUUGAUGUUGUCUCACCGUGGAGCUGCUUGAUGUGUGGUAGCACCACACAGUCAGAACCUGCUGGCCAACCUAGAGGCGGAAGAACCAGUCCGGGCGUUUAACGGGAGAUUCACGCAUUGUUGUCGAAAACCCGUUUUUCAAAGUUAUGGUUGCAGACUCCUCCUGUUGUUUUGCAAGAGAUAAGAUGAUAAGCCAGGGGUGCGUUAUCGAAGGCCCCCCUUCUCGUAGUGGGAGGGGUAACACGAUCACGCCAAGCAGUAGCUUCUGAUGACCCCUCCCCUGGAGAGCUGUGAGAUACACUGGCCCUUUGCUCUCGGCCUGUUAAGGCGCACUAACCAUAAUUAUCCUCGGUAACCUCUCCAGUAUGUAGCCCCGCCCACGGAGCCCAUGUCACUGACUCAACAUGGCUGAACUUCAGCUCUCGGCGGGGGCGGGUGGAUUAGAAUGAGAAGGACCCCGCCCUCCAGAGGGACGGACGUGGGAUGAGGCUCGAGCCGAGUCACCCUCUAUGGUGUAGGGGGUGGGUCAUGUGAGCGGCAGCUAGCUGCUGUGUGAUUCUGAGGCAAGUCGAAGAAGUUGGGCUGGGGGACGUGGAGAGAGUCUCUCUCUCUCUCUCUCUCUCACUUGCUCACCCGCACACUCUCUUCGGCACACACUGAGAGCAGGAAUGCACGAAACCACAAGUUUGUCUGGUGUCCGCGAUUGCUGUGUUCAGUGCUAUGUGGAGCCGCCUUGUCUGCGCUCUCCAGUGUGGAGAUCCUGAACCAGGCCGCUGUAGGAGGCCUCACACUCAAGUGGUGCCCUCUGGGUCUGGCAGCUCGCCUUCAUGGACACCGGCGCUAGCAGGGGAUGCACCCACAUGGGUAGCGUUGUGACUGAGCCUACACCUCACUGUCGCCGCCAAGGGUUUGCCGCUCGGUGGUCUCGGCGUGCGGCCUUGCCCCACGGCUCCAUGCGAGGUCCAGCUGCAGUCUCUGACAGAGCCCACACCAUCUCUCUCUCUCUCUCUCUCUCUCUCUCUCUCUCUCUCUAGGUAACGUGGUACCGGGUGUGCAGUACCGCAGACUGACACUAGGGGGUGGCGGGGUGCGGGGCCCGCGCCAGCUGUCGACUGAGAGCAGGGCCCUCUCCCAGGGAAUGCAUCAUGACCUCAGUGGUGGAAUACGUCGCCGCCGUGGAGAACCCGCAGCCGGAGGAGACGCAGGCUGAAGAGGAGUACCCGGCCGUGAUCGUGGAGCCCGUGCCCAGUGCCCACCUGGAACAAUGCUUCGCCGCGCAGGUGCUGGUGUAUGGCGACGAGACCUUCCUGAUGCAGGGCGUGGCCGAGGAGCAGGAGGUGGAGACAGAGGCGGUGGAGGCAGUGGAGGCCUCAGCCCACAGCAGCCCAGUCCAGUGUUCGGACAAGACCAUCGAGGCAGCUGAAGCACUGCUGCACAUGGACUCCCCCAGCAGCCUGAAGGGGGACCGCAGUCCAGACGUGUUCGUGCCGCCCUACGUGAACACGCCCGAACUCAUCCACGCGGCCAUGCGCCCGGACGUGAUGACGGAGACCGAGGUGGAGGUGUCCACGGAGGAGGCCGAGCCCAUGGAGCUGUGCACUGUGCUGGAGGCCCCGCUGGGCGAGCCCAUCAGGAAGAAGAAAGCGGGCCGGAAGCCGAAGACGCACCAGCCGGCAGUGUCCAAUGGCUCCCCGGAUCCGGGCGUCAAGAGGAAACCCCGGGAGGGUCGAGGUAACACGACCUACCUGUGGGAAUUCCUGCUGGACCUUCUCCAGGACAAGAACACCUGUCCCAGGUACAUUAAGUGGACGCAGAGAGAGAAGGGCAUCUUCAAGCUGGUGGACUCCAAGGCAGUAUCCAAAUUAUGGGGCAAACACAAAAACAAACCAGACAUGAACUACGAGACCAUGGGCAGAGCCCUAAGGUAUUACUACCAAAGAGGCAUCCUGGCCAAAGUGGAGGGCCAGCGUCUGGUGUACCAGUUCAAGGAAAUGCCCAAAAACAUCGUGGUGAUUGACGACGACAAGUCGGAUGGCGGCGGAGGUGGCGAGGGGCUCCUGGGCACUGAGAAGCAAUGUGGUGGCCGCGUGCCACCCUCCUCCGAGGCUCUGCUGACUGUGCCUGAGCUGGCCAAGGCCCCUGGCACGCUAAGGGGGGGUGGCCGGCCGCCUGCACACGCCAGCCCUGCCAGAGGAAAAGGGGUGUUCUCAGCGGCACCCAGCACACGGAUAGUCACGCUGACGGGAGUCGCAGAGGCCCCCCAGGGCCAGCAGCAGACCCAAGGGGCCAGCCUCCCCCCUGCCUCUGGGCCCAGGACGGUGCGCGUUGCCAUGCAGGUGCCAGUGGUGAUGACCACGUCGCUGGGCCAGAAGAUCUCCACGGUGGCGGUGCAGUCAUCCAACUCGCCUGUCACCACCAGUGGUGGCGGUCCGGCCAAGGUGGUCCUCCAGACCAUCCCCACGGUGGUGCCUGCUGUGGCCGAGAACGGAGAGAAGAUCACCGUGCAGCUGGCCAAGAUCAUCACCAUCCCCGCCGCACAGCUGGCGCAGUGCAAAGGCGGCCUGGGAGCCUCUUCUGGCCUUAACCUAGUGGGGACGCCUUUGGCGGUUCAGGCACUCACGCCCGUGUCUGUGGCCCCGGGGACACAGGUGGUGCGACUGGCGGUGCCCUCGCAGCAGCAGUCGGCAGGCAGCCAAGUCGGGGUGCAGGCCGCCACACAGCUCAUCAGCGCCAUCGUGAGGCAGGCCGACCUGAAGCGGGAGGGCGUUAGCCAGACCCUAAUCAGGAUGCAGGACUCUAAAGUUCAAGAGCGGGCGGCAGCCAUCCCUUCCACGGUGAAAGAGGAAUCCCCAGAGAGCUGAGAUGUGGGGGUCUGGGGGGGGGGGGGGGCGGGACUGGGGUAUGACGUCACUCGACGGCUCCGAUCCUGCGGGCAGCCAGAGACUGUUGUGCUCACUGGCCGGAAAUACUGGUCUUGAUGAGCUUAAUUGUACAUCUGCUUCACAUUUCAAUUAAAUUUUGUAUAAUACAGUCAGAGUGACUUUAAACACCGACGGACUUGACAAGACCCUGUUUUUUUUUUAAUAAAAAUUUCCCACAAUUCUACGUGGGAGUUUCCACCACGAUUUCAUAUAAGAAGGAUUGGGGGGUGGGGGGGGGGGGGGGGGGGCGCAACUUGAGCAGAGGAAUUGAGGCAUGAAAAAAGGGACCAACCCAACACUAUAAUUACUGACACUAUGUAUACUGAACACUAGCGGGCAAUCAGUGAAAUCGAACUCGUAGGGAAGUCAAGUUAAACACUUUGUAUAAAGGGUUGUUUUUUUUGUUUUUUUAAAUGAUGAAACCAGCAGUUUGACUAUCACUGUGUGCACAUUGUAUCCAUGGGUGCUACGCGACCCUUUCGGAGGGUCCUCCGGAGGGUUAACAUGCUGAUUUUCAGCAGCUUGGAAGGAGGAAGUGAAAAGGGACUUUGUAUAUAUAUCUCCUAUACAGUUUAUAACAUUUCGAAGCAGCCUUAGAUUGAUCUAUUUCCCCGCUAUCUUCAGGUAAAUAAGCUUUUUGUGUACAGCCGAUUUCCUUCCUUUUUUUUGUUUUUUUGAUACCUUGUACCAAGCGCAGUAUUAUUCAGAAACGACAUUUUUAGUUCGAUGUCUGUUGACAUUGCAGCUUACGCAGACCUCGCUGUGAGUCCGCCUGCUGUAUAGCCUCGGCAUCUCUUCGCUGUUUGUUUUUCUGUCUUUCUGCCAGUUUAAAGGAAAAAAAAAAUCAUUUUAGCAUGAAUCUUUGCAGCUCCUGCAGCUCUACAUUUUCUUGCAUUUAUUUUUUAAGUUGAGGGGGAGAGAUGUUCGCGUUCAGACUGAACUAGUUUGUAUAUUCAACAUUUGAAGUAUAUUCUAUUUUGUUGUACUCUUGUUUCAAAGUGUAUUCAAGUAGAUUUUACUGAAAUAUAAAAAAAAAUUAAACGAUUUUGUCUUUCA